Molecule: messenger RNA, 2251 nt
Organism: Canis lupus familiaris (dog)
Lineage: Eukaryota; Metazoa; Chordata; Mammalia; Carnivora; Canidae
Gene: RCCD1
Product: RCC1 domain containing 1
Exons: 9
Coding region: 398-1552 (384 amino acids)
Source: RefSeq, a predicted model, not a curated record
CCCGCCCCGAGCGGUGACGUCACCGCCCUCGCCGGCGAUUGGCCCAGGGCGGGCCGCGGCAGCAAAUGGGCGCCUGGCACCGGGCGCGGCUCUGCAAAUCUUUACUCCGCGGCGGCCUCCCGCCGAUUCCCGGGCCGCUGCUCCGCGUCCCCGCUUUUCCUCCUUCGUGACUACCCGUCCGGAGCAGCUGCCCGAGGAGGGUAGAGGGCACAGGGUCAAGCCUUUGCAGCACCGAACGACGUGGAUAGGACUCGGAGCUUCAGUGACCGGACCAAGGACACAGGCACCACCUGCAGAGGCAAAAACGUGGACCCCGCCCGGCCCCUGGCUCCCAAACGCUCUGCUUUGCGCGGGUGGGAAGAGCACUGUGGCAGCCAGCAGAGCGCGCGGCCCGGGCAUGGCCGAGGAGCGCCGCGGGUCCUGGUUCGGCUUCGGUUUCUGCGGCUUCGGGCAGGCGCCGGGCUCCGGGCGCGGGCGCCAGGUGCUCAGCCCCGAGCCGCUGCAGACACCCGGCUCGGGCGCCGACGUCCGCCGCGUGAGCGCCAGUUGGAGCUACACCGCCCUCGUGACCCGUGGAGGCCAGGUCCGGCUGUCGGGCGCGGCGCGCGGCGCGGCGGGCGGCUGCAGGGACGCGUGGGCCUCGGAGGCGCAACUCGUGGUGCUGCGCGCGGGGCCGGGGCGCGGGGCCGGGCCGGAGCUGCAGGCCUGGGCGCCGGCUUCGGCGAUGCGCGGGGAGCCCCUGUGGGCCCGCGCCCUGGGGCCGGAGGCCGAGGCGGAAGGCGCGGCGCGCGGCGAGCCCCCGGCGGGCGCGCUGCCCCUGCUGCCCCUGCUGCCCGGCGCGCGCGCCUACGUGAGCCCGCGGCCGCCCUUCUGCCGCGCUCUGGCCCCGGAGCUGCGGGCGCGCCGGCUGGAGCUGGGCGCCGAGCACGCGCUGCUGCUGGACGAGGCGGGCCAGGUGUUCUCCUGGGGCCAGGGCAGGCACGGACAGCUGGGCCACGGGAGCCUGGAGGCCGAGCCGGAGCCGAGGCUGCUGGAGGCGCUGCAGGGCCUCCCCGUGGCAGAGGUGGCCGCCGGCGGCUGGCACUCGGUGUGUGUGAGCGAGACUGGGGAUAUUUAUAUCUGGGGCUGGAACGAAUCAGGGCAGCUGGCCCUGCCCUCCAGGAGCCUGGCAGAGGAUACAAAGACGAUUCCGAGGGAAGCCAGUGGACUGAACGAAGAUGGCUUUGAAGUGAGAAGAACAGCCAAGGGUGAGGAUGGAGCCCCGGCCCCCUUCAUAGCCAUCCAGCCCUUCCCAGCUUUACUGGAUCUUCCCCUGGGCGCAGAUGUAGUCAAGGCCAGCUGUGGAUCCCGGCACACAGCGGUGGUGACCGGAACUGGGGAGCUCUACACCUGGGGUUGGGGUAAAUAUGGACAGCUUGGCCACAAGGACACAACAAGCUUGGAUCGGCCCUGCCGUGUGGAAUACUUUGUAGACAAGCAACUCCAAGUAAGGGCUGUGAGCUGUGGGCCCUGGAACACCUACGUGUAUGCUGUGGAGAAAGAGGGGAGCUGACCUCUACAGCUAGGGCGUAACACAAAUGUAUAAUACAGUAACUUAAACAUUUAACACCAGUGACACUCCCACCCCAGCCAAGGAAACCACUGCGAGCACCCCAGUGGCCAUGCAUUUGCCCCUCCCAAUCACAGCCCUCUUGCCUCACCUUAGAGGUGCAUCUUCAUCUUCAGUUCUGUCUUCCUGUUGAAGCUUUGGAAGGGAAGGCCCAAGGCCAGCCCUGCAGACAUAGUGAAAUCUGAACCUCUGGGUGGGGGGCCCAGAUGAGGGUAGGUUUUAAAUCACCCCCCCCCCAACCCAAGGUAAUUGAGGUCAUGCCAAGAUUGGGGACCAGCAGGGGUCAUCGUUGUCAUCCUUCCUUACCUAUUUUCACUUGGAAUUUUAUCACCCUUGUAUGCAUCCGUAUUCAGUAGACUUUAGUUUGCUUUCAACUUUAUGUAAAUGGCAUCAUUCUGUUUAUGCUCCUUUGUGGCACUUUUUCAUUCAGCACUAUAUGAUCCACUUAUGCUGUGCCCUGCCGUUCAUUCAUUUUUACUGUUAAUGCAAUAUUCAGUGGUGUGAAUAUACCUCAUUAUAUGUUCUUUUUUUGAUGGUCAUUUUUUCUGGAGUUAAAAUAUACAUAACAAUGUACCAUCUUAACCAUUCUUAAGUAUGUAUAUCAGUAGUAUUAAAUAAAUUUACAUUGUUGUGCAACCAACA